Toxotes jaculatrix (banded archerfish) is the source of this 3533-nucleotide messenger RNA. RefSeq names its product POC1 centriolar protein A (gene poc1a). Lineage: Eukaryota; Metazoa; Chordata; Actinopteri; Toxotidae. The transcript has 11 exons. Gene Ontology annotation, cellular component: ciliary basal body; centriole. The coding region runs from base 167 to 1579 and encodes 470 amino acids. Gene Ontology annotation, biological process: cilium assembly. Gene Ontology annotation, molecular function: protein binding. The record is from RefSeq and is a predicted model, not a curated record.
CCAGCUAGAUGUAAGCUAACGUUAGCCGGCCGGUGAGCUAACAGGACGGUCUCGUUAUUCUUAUAUCGUCGUUGUAUUGAAGCUGAGCGCCGUUAUAUUUCGGUUGUAACGGUCAGAAAAGCAACAAGUCGCUCUCGCCGGGUGUUUGUCUGCAAUAUCAGGAAAGAUGACUUCGGGACUGUCUGAUCCAACCCUAGAGAGACAUUUCAAGGGUCACAGGGACACUGUGACAAGUGUGGACUUCAGCAGCAACAUGAAACAGAUUGCCACAGGCUCCAUGGACUCCUGUGUGAUGAUUUGGAACAUGAAACCUCAGAUGCGAGCGUAUCGCUUUGAUGGGCACAAAGAUGCUGUCAUGUCUGUUGAGUUUUCUCCCUCUGGCCACCUGGUGGCCUCCGCCUCCAGGGAUAAGACUGUUCGUCUUUGGGUGCCCAGCAUGAAGGCUGAGUCAACAGUUUUCAGGGCUCACACGGCUACCGUGCGCAGCAUUAACUUUUCUGGUGACGGACAGACUCUGGUCACAGCCUCGGACGACAAAACCAUCAAGGUGUGGACAGUCCACAGGCAGAAGUUUCUCUUCUCUCUUAACCAACACAUCAACUGGGUCCGCUGUGCUAAGUUUUCUCCAGAUGACCGUUUGAUUGUGUCGUCAAGUGACGAUAAGACUAUAAAGCUGUGGGACAAGAACAGCAGAGAGUGUAUUCAUUCUUUCUAUGAACACGCUGGUUAUGCAAACCAUGUGGACUUCCAUCCCAGUGGAACUUGCAUUGCUGCUGCCAGUACUGACAACUCUGUCAAGGUGUGGGACAUCCGAUCCCAUAAGAUGCUACAACACUACCAAGUCCACAGUGGUGUGGUGAACAGUUUGUCUUUCCACUUGGCGGGUAAUUUCCUCAUCACUGCAUCCAGUGAUUCCACCAUGAAGAUACUGGACCUUGUAGAGGGCAAGCUACUGUAUACACUGCAUGGACAUCAGGGUCCAGUGACCUGUGUGGCCUUCUCCAGGACAGGAGAGUACUUUGCAUCUGGAGGCUCUGAUGAGCAGGUAAUGGUGUGGAAGAGCAACUUUGAUUGCAGUGAGUGUGGUGACACUGUUAGGCCACAACACAAAACUACUUCCAGCAUUCAGGCACCACCAGCCAGCUCCACGGCUCACGUCCCCUUUGACUCGCACCCGUCUGUGCUCCGCAGCCAGACCUCUGACCCAUCAGAACAUUUUAACAAACAGGACUCCCAAACUGCUGCCCGCACCCAGAGUGGCAGUCACAGUGGCAGCCACAGCAGAGCGUCUCAUUCCCACACCUACAGAAAUCCCAGCUCCAGUUCCACCUCCACCCAUCAGACACAGGGUUUAUCACAGCAUUCAUCCCAUGUUCAAGCACAGUCCCAGGUCUCAGAUGGAGGGGUCCCUCCUGCUCUAGCCAGCACCCUGGAACACAUCAUAGGUCAACUGGAUAUUCUCACUCAGACGGUUUCGAUCUUGGAGCAGAGGCUGACGCUGACAGAGGACAAGCUCAAGGAGUGUUUGGAGAAUCAGGUGGAGAUCGGUCUACAUCUCCAGGGACGAGAGGAGGCCUAAAGAUGGCGGCAUCAGAGACCGAUUGAGCUGUGGUGUGAGUGAAAUGGGGUCUCAUCAACACGAGAAACAGAAACCCACAUCACUGUUGUUAGCUCGCAAUAAAACGCGAGAGCCUACCCACACAGCUGCACAGUCACACAUAUAGCAAGGAACUGAGCCGAAGCGGUUUCCUGACUGGAGUUUAAAUGCACCCUGGGCCUUACUGCUGAUGUACUGUGUGGUUAUUUCACAAAGAGAUAUCAGAAGUGAAGGAGGUUAAUAUUAGAGAAGUUGUUCUUCUACAACAGUGCUGAGAGCGCAGUCCCUUUUCUGCUGACGAAGGACCUGCUGCUACUAGUCACUGUGCGUGUGCGUGUGUGAGUGUGUGUGAGAGAGUACACAGUGGCUUCCUUUGCAAAAGGGUAGACACAUGCAAGAGACUUUCGUACUCGCCUAUGCACUGCACAUGCAUUCGUGUUUCUGUUUGUGUGUGUGUGUGUAGGCUGGUUUAGAAUGAUAUUAGAAAAAUGCUUUUUUUCGUUAAAAAGCACAUAUGGUAUAUGCACAUACACUAUACACAACCAAAAUGUCCACAGAGCACAGUCAUCGUUUUAGUUGCACUCUGGCCAAUACAUUCAUUUUUAAAUUGGAGACAGAGGCUCACAGAAAAAAAAAACCUCAUUAAAAUAGGAACCUCUUUUAUUAUCAGCUUGGUUUUGACCUUAUUCAAUUUGUUGCCAGCAGAUACUUUUUCUUGUGCUUCUUCGAUCAUAAGUAAAAGUACUGACAGUUGGAAAUUAACUAAACAGUUAGUGCAGAGCCAGUAUAGUGCCUUUAUUUUGUCUUAUAUGACAAAGUUCUUUGUUCAAAUUGGCAAGUAUGAGACAGUUUUUUUGAUCUAUUCUAUGUUUUUCUUACUGUCAACAGUUCUCAGUAAAAGAUCAAAACCAACAAUGAAUUUAUCCUCAUAAUAAGCACUGUGGAGCCAAAGCCUGAUUUAUCUUUCCUCUGUGAGCCUCCAUUGUUGUCCAAAAACACACUUCAGCACACAUCACUGAGCCACACCAUCGCACUUGGUGACAUGUUCCUACAUCACAGGGGCACUGUAGUUUAUUUUGAGUCAUUACCAUGUACAUUGUCCUUCUCCAGUAAAUACUAGGCAUGCACAGAUUCAGUACUCCAAACCGAUGUUGGCACCGAUACUGAUCUUAGAUCAGCCGUCAUAUAACCAGUCUACAUUAUACACAGUUCCCUUGUCACUGUCAUUUUAAAUAUUCCGUUUCCAGUUACCGGUUCUCAUGCAGUCAUGGCAGCCACAAACUCAGUUUUUAGUACAACGGAAAUCCUUGGCCUCAUGUUACAUUACAUGAAAAUACAGAUUUUACAGAAUGUAGAGGCUUUAAAUUUGGGGAAAAGGGACCACUGGUAUUAAUAAAUGCUCAGAUCUGGGUUGAUGAAUCAGUAUGAGGAAAGAAAAACUUGGAUCAGUGCAUCUCAAGCAAAUACUCAGUAGUCCAGGACAUGAAUAUUAAUCCAAGCCUGAAUAUAGUCCAAAAAAAUGCAGUAUUUAUUUUAUUUGAGUAACUUUAGCUUAAAAAGAAAAACACAGUGCCUAUCUGUUUUAGGAUUUUAGUAUUAUAAUAUGUAGGAGAAUACACAGAAAACCUGUUUUUAAAGAUUUUUGUCUUCAGUAGGAACAAAUUGGCUUAAAGCCGAGUGCAACAGUAGCAUAGUCAGAAAGUACUGAGAGACAUACUAAUACAUAGAUGAUUUUGUUCUUCUCAUACAAUUCGUCAACAGUGGAAGAAUCUUUCUGAUUAAUGGCAGCUGUAUAUUUUAAGUUUGAAUAAUGGUGCUUUUUUUCAUUGGAUCCAUGUUGGAGUUUUUACACCGUGAGUACAGAACGCCUGGUUGUAAUUCCUGCAUUUUGAAUUAUCCUGUGUGUGAAACUUUUACACGUUGAAAGUAAGUUAUU